UGACCUUCGACGGACAACUUCUCCGGGCGGCUUGUGUCAGGUGAUUUCCUUUUCAUCAUGGCCACCUCCUGGAAGGUGAAAGGUCUGACAGUCAGUUAGAUCUACCCAGUUGCACAGUUGGAAGAAAAACCAAUCAGACAAAGGGGAAAUUUAACCGAAUAAAUCUUGGCAAAUGGAAUGGAACCUCAAACACUUCCCUGGAUUCUAGAAUAAUUAAAACUUUCUCAAUACUCUGUACGUCAGAAGAAAAAUCUGCAGCUAUGUUGAAAAAUCCUGUCUUUGUGGAGUCUAGCAUUGUUUUCAUCAUUGUAUUGUCUGUCCACGCUGUGAUCUGGAACACCUUUUCCUGGUGCACACUUGCUUUGGCAAUUCAGGCUCUUUACGUUCAGCACAAGUGGGACCGGCUACUGAAGUCUGGAAAUGCAGUUUUUCAAUAUAGAACGGCCUUUAGUAGUGGCCUGCUGCCAGCCAGCGUGGUUUUGCCUCUGCUAGGAAUCGUGUUAAAGGAGCAGUGGGAAACGGUCGGAAAUGUACAGUUUGAACGGUUCUGCAUUGUGUGUUCGGCUGCGGGAAUGGCCAUUGCUCUGUUCAUCUCAUUGCUGGGUUUGGGCCUCACAAAGCCACUGCCCACUAAUACCAGCAUUGUGUACGGUUUCGCAACCAGCGCCAUAAUAUAUGGUCUUAGGCACACUCUUUCUGUUUCUGAGGUCAUCGAAAUCCUGGAGGUGUUAUUGAUUUUUGUUUAUCUUUCUCUCAUUGUCCUUUAUAUUAUGCCACGGAGCUUCACCCCAGGAGAAGUUAUGUUGUUCUUGUCAGGUUUGAGCAUAGUCACCAACCAGCUGAUCAAACGUUCUUUGACUUUCGGAGAUGGUGGAUAUGAUCCACUUGCAUCAUUCCUCUUGGUAACUGUGGUUGGGACGGCCCUUCUGGGAUUGAUUUUCACUAUUUUGUACUGCUUCAUGGACUCUAAGACCUGGGCUUCAUCACUGAUUUUCCAUGUGACAGCAGUCAUUUUUGGAUUGGGAAUCAUGGUGCCCUGGUUCUACCGACUGACCAGGAACCAUCUUUUUGCUUGGCUUCUCAACUUCCUCACAUCCACCAGAACCAGGAUCUACCUACUGAGCUACUGGAUCACACUGGCAUUUCUUGCUUCACUCAUUGUCUUUCAUCAGAACAGUAAGCAAUCAUCUGAAUCGAAAGAGUACAAAGCUUCCACAGCUAUGCGGAAGAGCUUCCAUUUCAUUAUAGUAGCAACCUACAUCCCAGGCCUCAUCUAUGAUCGUCCGUUACUCUAUAUUGCUGCUGUGGUUUGCUUUGCUGCGUUUGUGGUGUUGGAAUAUAUAAGGCAUUUUAAGAUUAAACCACUUGGAAUGAUAUUGAGACCAAUGCUGGCCCUGUUUCUUGAUGACCGUGAUAGUGGUCCUUUGAUCCUGACGCACAUUUACCUGCUGCUAGGACUGACCCUGCCUGUAUGGUUGUUCCCCGGAGUGUUUGUCCCAAACAGUUCUUUUCCGGGGGAGGUAGCACUAGCUCCCUAUGCUGGAGUCCUGGCCGUGGGGAUUGGCGACGCCAUGGCCUCUGCUAUUGGAAGCACAAUGGGAGAAGUUAGGUGGCCUGGAACGAAAAAGACCUUUGAAGGAACAGCAACCUCUGUCUUUGCCCAGAUCAUUGCUGUUGCUUUGAUUCUCAUCUUUGACAAAACAGUGAGUCUAAAUGGCAGCUACACCUGGAUUAUGGGAUCUAUUGUUCUAGUCUCACUGCUAGAAGCUUACACUGAUCAAAUAGACAAUCUUCUAUUGCCUUUGUAUCUUUUCCUUAUGUUGAUGGUUUGAAUGGGGUAAUUGGAUGUACGCUUAUAUCGUGGUGAAUAUUCUGUUUUUUUCAGGUACAAGGGCAGUAUCCCUUUAACUGAAGUACAAAAACAUACCAAUGCCACCAGAAGAAGGAAAUCAUAAUAUUCAGAGGAACUGCUCCAGAAAAUAAUCAAGACAUGGAAAUCAGUUGCCAGUCAUUCAGCAGUGACUUGUGUCUUGUCCUAAAUCAUACAUAAGAACAAAAGAAAUAGGAGCAAGAAUAGACCACGUAGCUCCUCGACCCUGUUCCAUCAUUUAAAUAAGAUCUUGGUCAAUCAUCUGCCUCGUCGCCAUUUUCCUGCAUGUUCCCCAUAUCCCACGAUUUCCUAAGUGACCAAAAUCCUGUCUAUCUCAGCCUUAAAUAUAUUCAAUGAUGGCGCAUCCACAACCCUCACCCUCUGAGUGAAGAAAUUUCUCCUCAUCUCAGUCCUAAAUGAUUGGCACCAUAACCAGAGACUGUGCCCCCGUGUUCUAAAUUCCCCAGGUGGGGAAACAACCUCCGUGAAUACCUUGUCAAGCCCCAAUCCUAAAAGUUCUGGUUUUGGCUUGGUGUAAAUUUUUAUCUAAUUAUGUCCAUAUGAAGCCACCUUGGAUACAUUUCCGAUGUUAAAGGCGCUUUUUAAAUACAAGUUUUUGAUGCCAGGAACAGAAUGAGUGGAGAAAGACAGAUAUCCUUAUAAAGCAACCUCCGAGACAAAUACACACACAAGAAAAAGAGCUUACAAUGGUCUUUAGUUGCUAGAGAACAAAAUCACAACUAUGUUGCAUUCUGCACUAAUUUAUUUUUUUAACUUCUUGUUUUUCUCUUGCUGAGUGGGGCAGGUGUCACAUUCCAAAUUUCACCCCUAGGUGGAUGUUAGUUUGUCUCAUGUUUUCUGAUUGGGUGAUAGUUAUCAGAUCCACACCCACCUGAGAAAACUUAAUCUCUUGGAUGAAGAGGGGGAAAAAAUUCACUACCUCAUAAUAAUUGACUGGUGGACUCUUUAAUAAACAUUUUUUUGGGGUGCAAUAUUGCUGCUAAGGUAGAACAUGAGUUUCAUGACUAGGGCUGUGCUGAUCAACUAUCAGUUUAAACAGUUGCUAUCCACCUUAUCUUCAAAAUAAUGUAUAUUAAAUAAGUUAUAUUAGAAAAGCUUGACUUUGUCGAGCUUUAGGAUCAGGUAGUGGAAUAAGCUAGGCAUCUAGAUGCUAGUUGCUAUCUUGUGACGCCAGUUGGGAAACAUGGGAGUACAGACAUUAGGGCAGGUUCAAGCUUGGCUGUGACAUAUUUGUGGUAAAAUAGGCUGACAACAUUUACUGCCCAGGCAUAUGAAUGAAGAAUGACCACUGGACCAUACACUGGAAGGAUGUCAGACAUGAGGAGCAGCAAGAGCGACUGCCUGCAGAGAAGGCGGCAGGAGACCAAAUGUGUUUACACUGAAGUUUCUCCCUAAUGCUAGUGUUGUAUUUCAUUCAAAACUAAACAUAAGCACAAGUCAUAGAAUGCAACAAGAAGGAUACCAUCUCUUAUCACUUCAGUUUGCUGGAGGACUGAUAAAUUGAAGCACUGUUCCUUCCAUAUCAUGUUGGGACACUUUAAUAAUACAAGUUAAAUAUUUCCCACAGUUGGAUGAUUUUUCUUUUAUUUAAGUGAUGUUUUGCACUGUAAAAUGAUUGUUGUCUUGAAGAAGUUUAUUGAAAUGAGAUUUCUUGAUUGUAAACUUUUGAUAAGGUGCAUGUACAGCUGUUUAUAAUGGAAUAGCAUUAGGAAAUGGAAGGUUCCGCAGGGCUACAAAACAUUAAAAAAAACAUGUAAAAUAAAUCUAUAAUUAAGUAUCACUAGCUGUGAUUACCCAAUAUGUGCUUUGUUAACCCCUAAGCUGAUGUGUAUAAGACAACUUCAUGUAGUUUGCUUGGCACCCGGCAGUUGACCUAGAAGUUUUUAACAAUGUUGCACUGAUGUUGGAUUAGUUUUCACGUGGCUAUUGUCUCCAGUUAUUAGUUUUAGUGAUCCGUGAGUAUUUGUUUCUAUAGCCUCUUAUCCCUUCUGGCCUAUUCCAGUAUCAUCUCUGCUUCCUCCUAUGCUGUCUCCUACACCCUCUCUUCUCUGUACCCUCUUCCCCAUCCCCCCUACCAUCAGUCAUGACCAAAGAAUCCUUGUGUAUGUCCCCCAACUUCAUGCCACAUUUACCUGUCUGAACGUUCACAGCCAGUAGCACCCAUACAUCAUCAUCUGAUCACCGCCAUUAUUAUCCACAGAGGAAACAAGGUGUCUGGAACCAUCCCUCUGAACCAUUGGAGUGAGAAGGGGAGAAGUGGGAAAAGAUGAAAGGAAGCAGAGAUGAAACAGGAAAAAUUCAAAGGCAGCCAUGUAUUUAUAAUCCCCAUGCAUACAGACAUCUAUAUAUCCCAGUGUAAGGAAUUCAUAAUUUUAGCACUUUCGUUCAGUUCAAAUUCCCACUUUGGGGCCACACAAGUAAAGCAGCUAAUCAGGUCCCCUGAAAUCUCAUCACGUCUAUUACCAUGCUAGCCUACUGGACAUUACUCCACAGAUGCAACACAUUCUGUGUCUUAGAUAUAUUUAUGGUACAGAUUGUAGUGCAAUUAAUAUACAGCCUCUUUCUUCCCCCACCCCACCUUCAAAUGUGCUCAGGUUCAAAUGGCCAUCUCUGGUUUGGCUGCACUUCAUCCGUGUAUUGAUUACCUUAUAUAUUAUGCUUACAUUGAUCUGUAUUGUAGUGAAGUGUAGAAAGUUUGCACUGUAUUCACUGAAAGUGUAAAAUGUCACAAUAAAUUGGAACUUAUUGAUCA
This is a messenger RNA of Carcharodon carcharias (great white shark), 4643 nucleotides long. RefSeq names its product dolichol kinase (gene dolk). Gene Ontology annotation, biological process: dolichyl monophosphate biosynthetic process. Gene Ontology annotation, cellular component: endoplasmic reticulum membrane. Gene Ontology annotation, molecular function: dolichol kinase activity. The record is from RefSeq and is a predicted model, not a curated record. NCBI's taxonomy places the organism in Eukaryota, Metazoa, Chordata, Chondrichthyes, Lamniformes, Lamnidae. The transcript is spliced from 3 exons. The coding region runs from base 261 to 1832 and encodes 523 amino acids.